AUGAACCGUGCUUUUAGCAGGAAGAAAGACAAAACAUGGAUGCAUACGCCUGAAGCUUUAUCAAAACAUUACAUUCCCUAUAAUGCAAAGUUUCUUGGCAGCACAGAAGUGGAGCAGCCCAAAGGAACAGAAGUUGUAAGAGACGCUGUGAGAAAACUAAAGUUUGCCAGACAUAUUAAGAAAUCUGAAGGCCAGAAAAUUCCUAAAGUUGAGUUGCAGAUAUCAAUUUAUGGAGUAAAAAUUCUAGAACCUAAAACGAAGGAAGUCCAGCACAAUUGCCAGCUUCACAGAAUAUCAUUUUGUGCAGAUGAUAAAACUGACAAGAGGAUAUUCACUUUCAUAUGCAAAGAUUCUGAGUCAAAUAAACAUUUGUGUUAUGUAUUUGACAGCGAAAAGUGUGCUGAAGAGAUAACUUUAACAAUUGGCCAAGCAUUCGACCUGGCAUACAGGAAAUUUCUAGAAUCUGGAGGAAAAGAUGUUGAAACAAGAAAACAGAUUGCAGGGUUACAGAAAAGAAUCCAAGACUUAGAGACAGAAAAUAUGGAACUCAAAAAUAAAGUACAAGAUUUGGAAAACCAGUUAAGAAUAACCCAAGUAUCAACAUCUCCAGCAGGCAGUGUGACACCUAUGUCACCCUCCACGGACAUCUUUGAUAUGAUUCCAUUUUCUCCAGUAUCGCCCCAGUCUUCAAUACCUACUCGCAAUGGCACACAGCCACCUCCAGUACCUAGUAGAUCUACCGAGAUUAAACGAGACCUGUUUGGAGCAGAACCUUUUGACCCAUUUAACUGUGGAGCAGGAGAUUUUCCUCCAGAUAUUCAAUCAAAAUUAGAUGAGAUGCAGGAGGGGUUCAAAAUGGGACUAACACUUGAAGGCACAGUAUUUUGUCUCGACCCAUUAGACAGCAAGUGUUGA
Trichechus manatus latirostris (Florida manatee) is the source of this 915-nucleotide messenger RNA. It is a transcript of the gene GULP1, whose product is annotated as GULP PTB domain containing engulfment adaptor 1. NCBI's taxonomy places the organism in Eukaryota, Metazoa, Chordata, Mammalia, Sirenia, Trichechidae. The record is from RefSeq and is a predicted model, not a curated record. The coding region runs from base 1 to 915 and encodes 304 amino acids. The transcript is spliced from 10 exons.